AAGAACGAAUGCAGGUAAAGCCUGUCAGAUAGUAGAAACAAGUCUGUACUUGCCUUUUUUUCGUUCGAAUUCUGUUCAACGAACUACGUAUGAACUACGCUCGUCGUGUAAGAUAUUAAACACAAACAAGCUAAGCGUUCCUUCCUUUUUGUGCUUCACGCUUCCACCAGAGGCAUCAAGAUGGGCAACGUUUACGGCUCCACGACAGGUUAUGCUAGUUCCUAUUUUGGGCAGCACCUCCCGGGCGGCCAGCGCGUGUCCAACAACUCCCGAACGGAGGGUUCCCUAGCGCAGGGUUCCUUCCUGCCCGACUGGCAUUCGUUGUUCGCGCUCAUUUUCCCGGGCAAAACGGACGUGGGCGUGUUCGGGGCGACGCACGUCAACCGCUACGCGUUGAGCCAGCGCCCGGUGAAAAUCUGCGGGAACGAAGCGGUGCUGCACGCGGGGCGGCAUGCGGCCGACGUGCUGGAGCUGAUGCCGCGGGAGAGGAAGGAGCUGCUGGAGCAGGAGGUUUUGAUACAGCAGUGGAAGCGAGAGGAACGAGAGCGAAGUCGGGCCGCUGCGAGCACCAGUGCUGCUGAAAAAGCGGUUGUCCACCCAGGGACGAAUGUUACCGAAGUCAACCUCAACACCGGAUCAAGCAACAAGGAAGGUGAUACUCAAUCCCAGCAGCCGUUUGUCCUUGACCUCGUUCCGCGGGCGGAAGACGGGGCAAACAGUCCCGGAGGCGAAUCGCGCAGUGCAGCAACGUCCACCUCGGCUGGGGGUGCUAGCAGUUCGUCGAGUAGUUCCUCCUCGGCCUCUGCGUCUGCGACAGGCACAGGGGAAAUAAGAAAUGCGAACCGUGAGAGCAGGACCCUCGCGGAGAGAAAUGGAGGCUCCGCUUCUUCGCUUCCCGAGGCCCGGGAACAAGAAGAUGAUGAGCAGGGCCAGCAAGGUGGUCACCCUCCAGCACCGCCGUCCCCCUCCCCGACAUCCAGGCCCCGCGGCGCGUGUUUAGUGGUAGGUAGCCGGCGGAGAAAGGCCAGCACGACGAGCAACGCAAGUAGCGGCUCGGCCAGUACUGCGAGUAAUGGCGCAGCGGGGGCCACAACGUCUUCUACUUCUGGUUCUUACCCGCCCGAAGACGGUGCUCCGGGGAGCAAAAGCUCCUCGUCCUUAGUAGAGCCGUCUACUGCGAAGUCAUCUUCUAGCUCAUCUACAACAUCAGAAGUCGCACCAAAGACAACGAUAUCAUCAAACCGCAUCGUGCCGCUGGGGUUCGCCUGUCUGAAGGGACGCAAGCCAGACCCCAACCAGGACAACUUUUUUGGCGUCACGUACGACGAAGGGCGGCAGUUUCUGCUCGGGGUCUUCGACGGCCACGGGCCGCAGGGGCAGGUGUUCAGCGAAAUCGGCACGUUGUGGGCACCUUUGGUGUUGCAGCGGGAGCAACACCAUCAGGAGGCGUUGAGAAAAGCGACCUGUGGCGAAGGUUAUUCUGGGACAGAAAGUGCAUUUUUUGAUGGUGGAGCCGCGUCUACUACAGAUUCUAGUAGUGUCGCAGAACAAAUAAAUCAGGAAUCUGCACCGUUGUCCCGUACUUCUUCUUCCUCCUCCGCUUCCAGCAGGUCCGAAGACCACUACUCGGAGAUCAUGCGGUCCGCGUUUCAUAAACUGACCCGCGUGGCCACGCAACGACUGGAGGAUAGCAAGGGAGAAAGUAACGCGCUCUGCAUGAGCGGAACGACCUGCGUCAUCGUGCAUGGACAGAUUCACCUUGGAAGUAGCACAUGCAGAAGCACGACGUCGGGAAUACUAAAUCGACCGCUCGAGCAGGAAAAUGCGGGUUUAGAUCGUGGUAUUGCGGGUGAACAAAACACGCGCGCCAGCACUUCCUCUUCGUCGUCAGGUACGACGCACGUUCAAGACACAGCUGACGGUGUUAAAAAUACAGUUGGUGAGCCCGCCGCCUUGCCAGCGACCACUUCCGUCGUGGUUUCAUCGUCUAUUUGUGAUCAUGCUCCUGCUCUCGUCGAUGAACAGGUGGAAAUGGACGUUGACCGCCCAGGCACUACAGCAGUCACGUUGCCCGGUUAUACGGUCUCACAAGAUUCACAUUCAGCGACGAGGGAUUUUUCUGGCGACAGUGGCGCCGAGGCGUGCGAUCGGGAACGGAGUAGCAGCCAUGCGUCCUCGUCGUGUUCCCCGUCCGCUGCAUCAGCGGGGAAAAAAGUAGUCGAGCUUGAUGUUGACCAAGAGAAGCAAGUUCGCUCCCAGCUGCCGCAUGGGUCUUCUACCUCUACGUCGUCUUCCUCUUCCACAGAAGGUGGUGCUUUUUCAAACGGUGCUGGAGCUGAUUCCUCGCUGGAACUUGCGUUGAACUGUGGAUGGCUCGGUAUUCACGUGUUAUUUGAUGGCCGUGAUGAACUUCAACUUUUUCUUUUGAGCGUUCUUUUAUUUAGCCUCGUCAUAAUUUUGCCAUUUUUUGUUCUGGCUAUUCUCCUGACAGGCGACUCCCGUGCGCUGGUGAUUGAAGGCAGGCAAACGCCCCCUACCCGGUCGAUUGUGUUGGAGAAAGUUACCGCACUGACACGCGAUCACAAGCCCGAAGACGAGGAGGCGGAUCGUCUACAGUCGCAAUGGGCGGCGGGCACAACAAAAAACACCGGGUUUAUCAAAAAGCAGCGCGUUUGGUUCACCUGCGACAGCACCCAGCCAGGAUUUAUUUCGGGCCUGAACAUGAGUCGGAGUCUGGGUAAGUACAACAUCUAAGAAAGGCGAAUACCAUUCAUAGAUACGUAGUUUUUUGUUGUUCACUUCAGCUGCAGGUCGUGCUCGUGUAAUGAGUGCAUGAGUUGGUCUUUUUUUACGGGUCUACUUCAUCCGAUCUCUCUUCUCAGGUGAUCGCUAUGCCCAUGAUGUCGGGGUUUCCAGCGAGCCAGAGGUAACGAGCGAAACAAUUUCGCUUCUGGAGCCCCGGCCUGCUGCAAACAGUUCCAGUUCUGGUUCCAGUGCAGCAGCAAAGGAGCAACUGCGAUCGGGCACCAGUUCUGCGUCGAGCGCGGACGCAGCAGGAGUACAAUCAGAGUCAUUGUCCUGCGGCGCGGGCGGCGGAGAGGAUGACGCGGGUCCAACGGGAGGUUAUGGUGCUCCGAUGUCUUCUUCUUUAUCAGGUUCGUUUCGACGUGCUGCCCCUACGGGACAACUACAUCAAGCAAGACCUCAAGAAGUUCUUGACAGUACUGCUUAUUCAUCCCCAAAGCACGUGUUCGUUCUGCUAGCGACCGAUGGCGUAUUCGAGGUGUUGACGAACGAGCAAGUGGCCGAGCUGCUGCUGACCAAUUUGAACCUCGGCAAGUCGCUGCAGCAGACCGCGGAAAAUAUCGCACGGUCAGCAGCGGAUCUCUGGAACCAGGGCACCUACAUCGACGAUAUCACAGUUUUGUUGUAUCUGGUGUAGAAGAUGUAGUUGUAGUGGGACGAGAGAUGGUGCACGUAGUCUCUGCUACUUGCAGCCGGCACCCCUGACAUUCAUCGUGCUGGUGUCCUUCUAGAAGUUAGUAGUUUGAUCCACUCUUCCUUUAGCCGUACCCACAGGUAGGUGAUGCUUCGUCUACUUCACUUCUGGAUUUGGGCUGAUGCUUCUGUAAAACUCUCCUCGACGAGCACGAAGAGUGACAGGUGCGACGGCGGUGGUGUCCUCGUGUACUUAAAUAAACGUAGGUGUAACAAAAAAACAAAAAGAGGAACUCGAGCUACAACUAGCUGAGCUGAGGCUGCUUGGUACUACAAGAAAACCCGCUAGCUGAAGUCGUUGAAGUUGCAUGUGAUGUUGAAGCGACAGCGACUCAAUGAAAUCCAAACUUCUAACACAGCUGCAUGGAAAAAAUGAAAUUAAAAAGUAUCAUCAAGAAAGAAUACGAUCGAGUUUUCAAAAAACACAUUUGAAAAACUGCAACUCCUGCAGCUUUCUUCUAAAAUUGGCUGCAGCGGGACCAACG
Amoebophrya sp. A120 is the source of this 3983-nucleotide messenger RNA. The record is from the annotation of a GenBank genome assembly. NCBI's taxonomy places the organism in Eukaryota, Dinophyceae, Syndiniales, Amoebophryaceae.